AUGCCACUCUUCUCGGCACGCUCCGGUGUAAUGAAGCAAUUCGAUGCUCCAGAGUCGAAUAAAACGUGGGACUCAAAACCGCCCACUAACAAGACUGGAAAUUCCGCUCCAAUCUCUGACGCCACUCAUCUGCCGCCUCUGGCUAACUCCGCCCUCAAAGUACGGCGUACCAAUCCUCUGCAUGUGCCCCACAUAUCCAAUAGGACGGCACCAUCAAACCCACAGCCUGCGGCUGAACAAAUCCCGCAGCCCUCUGCUGCACCUCUGCCACUGGAGGUACUCCCGGAGCCCCUUGUGGAACCACUGGCGGAAAACGAGCCAAUAACUGCGUCAGCAAACCCACCACUAAGUCAUCAAGACCCUGAGCCGGAGCACCACCCCAACCCGGAGCAGCCCCGCUCCCAAACCAACACUCGCAUCCACACUGGCCUCACUCGCCACGGAUACCGACUGGGUCACCGACGCAGUCGCCACACUCGGCACCACACUCUCUCCCGAAUCCGCCGAAGUCCACAAUCUCGGCCCCGACCUCCACGGCCUCUAGCUCUGCCACCACGCGCCUCAGCACCGCGCCCUCUCGCGCCACGACCUCUAGCUCCGUCCAUCUCACUCAUGGAACCGAAAAGAGCACACUAG
This is a messenger RNA of Microthlaspi erraticum, 636 nucleotides long. NCBI's taxonomy places the organism in Eukaryota, Viridiplantae, Streptophyta, Magnoliopsida, Brassicales, Brassicaceae. The record is from the annotation of a GenBank genome assembly.